ACGGAAAAUCCGAUCAAAUGCUCACGCUGGCGGGAAACCUGAAGGAGAAGAGAAGGGUUUAUGUUGAUCAUGUUUAUGUUGUCUGAUGUAUUUGAGCUUUGUGAAGUGGUACAAGAAUAUCAAGAGAGAUCAGCAGUCUUUCGUUGAAUCGCUCGAUCCUUAUCCCAAGUGUUGAUCUUGAUUACUCUCACACAUAAGGACUGAACUACUGAAGCCUUGUCAUAUGUUUCCACUUCCAGCAUGGUUCAGAUAGUCAUUUCAAGUAAAAGCGGUGAGUCUCCUGGUGAGUGGCUGCUUGUGGAGUUACAGGGUGAGAUGGUGUCACGACAUGACACUGGACUGGCUGGAAAUCUUAUGGGGGAUCUGCACUACACCAAAGAAGGUGUACCAGUGCUGAUUGUGGGACAUCACAUCCUGUAUGGGAAGCAGGUCAAACUGGAGAAACCUUUUGCUGUCCUGUUGAAGCACUCUGGCCUCCCACAAGAAGAUGAGGUAGCCAUGGAAACUGGCCAGGAGAAGCCUACCUCCUACACUGUCUCUGCUAUAAUCAAAAAGAAGCUGAUCUUUAAAACACGCCCUAAACCUAUCAUUACUAAUGUGCCCAAGAAAGUAUAAUGGCCAAAAAAUAUACAGAGGGGCAUUCAUGGUGUCUGCUAUUCAAUCUUUUGUGAAAUACACCAGUCCCAGAAAGUGUGGUCUUAAAAUCUUUCCAGAUGAUGUCUUAUGAAUACAAGACUGUUCUGUGAGCUCUGGAUAGACUUUCUCAUGGGACAAAUCCUAUUUGGAUGUGUGUGAUGUAUUGGUUCAUCAUUGCAAAAA
Molecule: messenger RNA, 819 nt
Organism: Hemibagrus wyckioides
Lineage: Eukaryota; Metazoa; Chordata; Actinopteri; Siluriformes; Bagridae
Gene: chtf8
Product: CTF8, chromosome transmission fidelity factor 8 homolog (S. cerevisiae)
Exons: 3
Coding region: 241-615 (124 amino acids)
Biological process (GO): mitotic sister chromatid cohesion
Cellular component (GO): Ctf18 RFC-like complex
Source: RefSeq, a predicted model, not a curated record